Messenger RNA from Cordyceps fumosorosea ARSEF 2679, 408 nucleotides. RefSeq lists its product as hypothetical. The record is from RefSeq and is a predicted model, not a curated record. The transcript has a single exon. Lineage: Eukaryota; Fungi; Ascomycota; Sordariomycetes; Hypocreales; Cordycipitaceae. The coding region runs from base 1 to 408 and encodes 135 amino acids.
AUGAAGCUCGUCACGUACAUCUACGGAAUCGCCCUACUUGCCUUGCAGCGUGUCGACGCAGCUCAGCCCAACGACGACGAAGCAAAAGCCAUCUGCGGCAAGCUUGGCGUCAUGGACACGACGGGCAUGUCCGAAGACGCUGCGUCUAAGACCCGACUCUGCGCGGAGCAUCCUCUUGGUCAUCUUGAUCCCUCGGAUGACUUGUCGAAGCGACGCUGCUGGAACGGCAAGCCUGUUGGUUGCUCACGUGGCUAUUGCUGGCAUACUUGUGGCGGCGGCGGCCAGUGGUGCUGGGCGGCCGAGGGUGACGGAACUGGACCCUGGAUUACUUGCAAGAAUGACAGCCAGUGCAGCAGCAUCAUGGCAUGCGGCGCAGGAAACUGCAAACGCUGCGGCUGCACAUGCUGA